This is a messenger RNA of Tripterygium wilfordii, 1261 nucleotides long. Its product is annotated as putative clathrin assembly protein At4g40080. Bases 154 to 1185 code for a protein of 343 amino acids. Gene Ontology annotation, molecular function: clathrin heavy chain binding; 1-phosphatidylinositol binding; phosphatidylinositol-4,5-bisphosphate binding. The transcript has a single exon. Gene Ontology annotation, cellular component: clathrin-coated pit; clathrin-coated vesicle. NCBI's taxonomy places the organism in Eukaryota, Viridiplantae, Streptophyta, Magnoliopsida, Celastrales, Celastraceae. The record is from RefSeq and is a predicted model, not a curated record. Gene Ontology annotation, biological process: clathrin-dependent endocytosis; vesicle budding from membrane; clathrin coat assembly.
UGUUUCUUGUUUACUUAAGUCACAACCUCUUACGUAUAUAUUCCCCACUAAUGGUGGACAAAUUCAUAUAAUACAUCCCAAUUAACAUUUUCAUAUCCUCUUACUUUCUUUCUCUUCCACUUCGUCCAUGAAUUAAACUCAUCAUCAGACAUCAUGGUCUAUCGCAAGAGACUCAGAACUCUAAUCGGCAUCCUCAAAGACAAGGCCUCAAUGAUCAAAGCAACCCUCUGUAAUACAAACUCCAAUUAUUCCACCGCAUACGUGGCAGUCCUCAGUGCCACCACCCACGACGACUCCCCUCCUCCGCCUGAAACCAUUGCUGCCGUCCUCUCCCUCGGCCAAGGAUCCCGCCCCACUGCAUGCGCAUGCGUCGAGUCCCUCAUGGACCGUCUACAUGGCACCCAAAACGCCACCGUUGCAUUAAAAUGUCUUCUCACUGUCCACAACGUGUUGGCCAAAGGUUCCUUCAUAAUUAAAGAUCAACUCUCCAUCUAUCCUUCUUUUGGGGGCCGUAACUACUUGAAUCUGUCGACGUUCAAAGACCAUUCUGACCCUGAAAUGUGGGAGCUCUCGUCGUGGGUUCGAUGGUACGCGGGGUUUCUUGAGCAAAACGUCGCCGUUUCUAGGAUUGGUUCGGAUGGUGAUAAAGAGGAGAGGGUUCUGGGAUUGUUGAACUCAGAUUUGUUGGCUGAGUUAGAUGUUCUGAUUGAGUUCGUGGGACGAGUCAGUGACUCACCCGGUUCUUCUUUGAAUAAUAGUUUGGUGUACGAGGUUUUGAGAUUGGUAGGUGAGGAUUUUAGGCUUGCUCAACGCGAGAUUUUCGUCCGAGUUGUUGAAAUUGGAGAGAGAGUUGGAGAUAUGAGUUUGAGCGAGUUGACCUGGUCUCUCGACGCCUUGGAAAAGCUUGAGAGUUGUAAAGAGAGUCUGUUUUCGGUCUUUGUGAGAAAAAAUGAUGGAUUUUGGGAUCUAGUGAAGGAAUCAAGGACGAAGGUCGUGGCGAUGGUGAAGGAGAAUAGGGAGGGGAAGAUGCUGAUUAUCAAAGUGAAGAGCAUAGACGAGCCAAACGAGUUGGUUCGGUUUAGAAAUGGAUCAGCCGGGUCUGAACAGUUGGUCCGGUUUUCUUCCGGUGGUGGGUGGUUGGGCAUGAACCGGGGUUCCUGUAACACUGUAUCUGCAAUCGGAUGAGAGCUUGUACUCGCUUUUUUUAUCCUCCUUUGUAAUAAUUUUUUUAGAAAAAAUUAAUUUUUUUUAUAACUUUAUA